Solanum stenotomum is the source of this 738-nucleotide messenger RNA. Its product is annotated as ribosomal RNA-processing protein 17. Gene Ontology annotation, molecular function: RNA binding. The coding region runs from base 109 to 729 and encodes 206 amino acids. The record is from RefSeq and is a predicted model, not a curated record. Lineage: Eukaryota; Viridiplantae; Streptophyta; Magnoliopsida; Solanales; Solanaceae. Gene Ontology annotation, cellular component: nucleolus. The transcript has 4 exons.
UAUGAAAUUAAAAAGUUUAGUAAAGAUAGUAGGAAAUUUGUGAAGCUAAAGAUACAACUCAUGAAGCAUUAGUUCCAAUUUCAGGGUUUUAGGUUUUACAGAGCUGCCAUGGAAGAAGCUGAAGCUGUAUUGGGAGAUGGAGUACAAAAUCCGAGGAUACGAGGAAGACAUAUCAAGAAAAGAGCCCUCAAGAACAAAGCCCUAACUGUUUCUUUCGAUGAAAAAGACCUCAAGGAUUUUGUUACUGGGUUUCAUAAGAGAAAGAAGAAGAGAAGAAAAGAUGCCCAAGUUCAAUUGGAACAAGCCCUACGGAGAAAACGUAUUGAGGCUCGUAAAAAGAGAAAGGAGGAGAGAGAAUUUGCCAUCUUUGGUGGAGCAGCGCCUGAUUCAGCUGCUGUAACUGAUGAACCCGAUGAGGACCUUGACGUUGAAGAGGAAAAUGAGCCUAAUGCAACAGUCUCAGGUACUACAACAUAUGACAAUGGCGAUGUGCAAGUCAUCGUGACAACAAGUGAGAUCUCUCGUGAAGAAGAAGAAUCCCGAGCUCAAGUGCCACCACCAUCAGCAAUAGUUCAACAUGCUAUAGAAACUAAAAACAGCAAACAAAACAUUCCGGUAAGUAAGAAGAAACCAUUCAAGAAAUCUGCAAAAAAGAGAUCUCGACCCAAGCCACAGAGUAAGAGAGAUAAGAGGAAAGGUAAAAAGAAGAACAAGAAGCAGCAGCAGUAGCAUUGUUAU